Molecule: messenger RNA, 6993 nt
Organism: Annulohypoxylon maeteangense
Lineage: Eukaryota; Fungi; Ascomycota; Sordariomycetes; Xylariales; Hypoxylaceae
Product: P-loop containing nucleoside triphosphate hydrolase protein
Exons: 7
Coding region: 1-6993 (2330 amino acids)
Molecular function (GO): helicase activity; ATP binding; ATP hydrolysis activity
Source: RefSeq, a predicted model, not a curated record
AUGUCAGACAACCAGUCAGAUUACCGGUCUCGAGCGCUCAAUAAACUCUUCUACGAUAUCCUCGAGGGAAAAAGAACUGUCGGCAAGCUUCAAGAUGCCGAAAAGUUUCUCGAGUCCAUCGCAAACAGAGUCGAUAAGGCGGACUGCAUUGAGAGACUAGCUACGUCAAAAUCUGGCCAAGAUGCCCUUCACAAAUCCCUUACCCUCGGAAACUCGUUCGACUUCAUAAACACAUUUACCUCAAGGUUUUUAGAACUUCUUAGAGACCCCACUCUAAAAAGCGUCGGCGAUGGGGAGCUCAUAAAGCAAAUAAUCUGGCGUAUGGUCGACCCACCGUCGUUCUGGAAUACUCUGGUUCAACAUGUAAACACAAAACAACUUGGGGACCAAGCGAUCGAAGGUUUCGCCUGGCUGUUGUUGCAGCUGGUGCUGCUGCCACAGUCACAAUCCUCAACGUUUCGAGAGACGGCAGGGUCACUUCUACAAGACGGUUCUCUGGAGGGGUCGAGCUCCCCAGGAGCGGCAAGCCUGUUCCAACAGAUCCGAGCUUUGACAUCGCACUCGCAAACCGAGACACCAGAUCAUGUCAGUGAUUUCAGUCCUGGUGGACGCCAUGAUAAUGACUUUGUCAAUUACCAUGACAUAUCAAUUCUUCCUACGUGCGCCGAGCUGCAGUGUACCGAGAGACCUUUCUAUCUACAGGCCUCUAGGAUAUUUGAUUGGACAAAUGAAGAUCGAUCAUUCAACCACCUCGAUAAUCAAUUUCGUCUUCUUAGAGAAGACAUGCUCGCCGAGAUACGCGAAGACCUCGAUCGUGCGAGAAGUAAAAAGGCUAAUUGGAGAAAUAUGAUCUUCAAAGAUCUAUCCUUGGAAACCCUCGAUGAGCAAGCCAUGAAGAAUGGGCGACCGUGUACUCUGGUGCUCAGAUGCAAGGAAGAUGUCUUGAAAUCACUCGGCACAAAGGUCGAAAAACGAAAGGAUGCAUUGAAAAAGAAGCCGGCAUUCCUGAAGCACCAGAGUUUCGGAUGCCUGAUGAAAAACGACACUCUCCUAGCAUUUGCAACACUAGAUAGGAAUGAAGACAGACUUGCUCUAAUCACGCCACGCCUAUGCUUGCAAGUUAUAGGUGGCGAGAGGUUGAGCGAUGUACUACUAGCCCUUCGAGAUGGGACGGUGGACUUUUUACUGACAUCCGCCCCUAUAUUCGCCUACGAACCAAUAUUGGAGAGGCUGAAGCGAAAAACUGAUGUCGAGCUAAGUCGUGACAUUCUUAUUCAUUCGGAGGAUCCGAUGGAGUCACCUAUUCAACCACAUGCUGUCAUCGACGCCCUCGAAGCAUCCCUUAUCACUAAAGACGACUUGCAGCCGUUGCUAAAUACGACCAAACAGAUCAACCUGGACCCUUCACAGGUCAAGGCACUAAUAUACGGGUUGAGAUACCAAACAUAUCAGAUUCAAGGUCCCCCAGGAACCGGAAAAUCUCUGGUUGGUAGUCUCUUAGCCAAGAUUCUACACGAUAACACGGAAGAGACGAUGCUCGUUUUGUCAUAUACAAACCACGCACUGGACCAGUUCAUCGAAGAUUUGCUGGAUAUCGGAAUUAGCGACAGUGAUAUCGUAAGGCUAGGAUCAAAGUACACCAUCAGAACUAGGCAUCUCACACUAGGAUUCCAAACGACCGACUAUGCAAGGAAAACGAAAACCCGGCGAGAGUUGAUCGAAUUCCAGAAAGGCCAUUUGGACUCCUUGGUGAAGAGCAUAGAGAAAAGCUUUGAUGUCUACCAACAAGGCAAGAUCUCGUAUCUUCAAUUGCUGGAGUAUCUAGAGUUUUCCGAGACUGAUGACCACUUCUACGACAUGCUAUCGGUACCCAAAGCAGCGGGAGAUGAAAUUCGAGUCGGAAGAAAGGGUGCACCAAUGAAACCAGACUAUUUGUUUUAUCGCUGGGCAAUUGGAAAGGGGCCUGGUCCUUUUGGAAAAGAAAAGUCAGGACCUAUGUACGGCGAAGUAUGGCGCAUGGCUCACAAAGAUCGACGUACAAAAAUCCAGCAGUGGGAACAACAAAUCCACCAAGAAAAUAUUUCCAACCUUGUAGAAAAGAUCACCGACUUCAACAAAACCCAGAAAGUUCUACGAAGUCUACAAAAGGAAAAAACGGAGCAAAUUCUCAAGAGCAAGCGCAUUAUCUGUUGCACCACAACGGCUGCUUCGAUGUAUGCCCAAGAGAUCCAGGCUGCCGCUCCUGGUAUUAUCAUCAUCGAGGAGGCAGGAGAGAUUUUAGAAAGUCACAUUCUUGCUGCUAUGGGCCCUAGUACCAAACAGCUGAUUCAGAUCGGGGAUCACAAGCAGCUACGACCAAAGGUGAAGAAUUACAAGCUUACUGUAGAAGCCGGGCAUGGAUAUGAUCUCAACCGUUCGUUGUUUGAAAGGCUCAUACUUCAGGGACGGCCUCAUUGCACGUUACUAAAUCAGCAUAGAAUGAGGCCGGAGAUAUCAGCAUUGAUACGACACAAUUACCCCGAGCUAGAAGAUGCUACGAGCACUGAUAAUAGACCACAUCUACUGGGCUUUCAAGACGACGUCGUUUUUGUCAACCACAACUACCCAGAAGUCAAACAUAGUACUCUUGUCGAUAAACUCGAUGAAAACACUCCGUCUAGCAAACAGAACAGGUUCGAGGCGGACAUGGUUUUGAAAUGUGUUCGCUACCUAGGCCAGCAGAAUUACAAGACUACGGAUCUGGUGAUACUCACCCCUUACCUUGGACAACUGUUAUUGUUGCGGGAUGAGCUUAGCAAGGACCAUGAUCCGAUCUUGAGCGAUUUCGACUCUCACGAUCUAGUCCAGGCUGGAAUUAUACCCCCAGAAAGUGCAAGGGUCAAUAAGAGCCCCAUUCGCCUCUCCACCAUUGACAAUUAUCAGGGGGAAGAGAGCGACAUCGUUGUUGUAUCUUUAACGCGCGGCAACGAUAACGGCGAUAUCGGGUUUAUGUGUGCACCAGAACGAUUGAAUGUUCUAAUUUCGCGAGCUCGAAAUUCGUUAAUCAUGAUUGGCAAUGCGAAUACCUUUAUUAAUGCCAAGAAGGGGAGCGAAGAAUGGACUCGCCUCUUCGAUCAGUUGAAGGCCGGUGGGAGAAUACAUGGCGGAUUUCCGCUUAGGUGCGAGAAACACCCGGACACAAAACAUAUCGUUCGUUCAGCCGAAGAAUUCGAUCUUUUAUGUCCGGAUGGGGGGUGUACACUGCCGUGCAAUGAGAUACUAUCCUGCGGCAUACACAUGUGUACAAUGAGAUGUCAUAUUCGAGUAGAUCACUCCAAGGUGCCCUGCUACCAGCUUAUGAAAGAUGUGUGUCCCCAAAAACACAAGUUGGAAUGGUACUGCUCAGAUAAGAAUCCACCCGCCUGCCAAACAUGUCGCUGGGAGAAGGAGGAACAGGACCGAAAGGCUCGUCGGGACAAGGAUCUCGAGAACGAACGGCAGGCGAAACAAUUAGCAUACGCCAAGCAGCUGAGAGCCAUUCAAGAUGAUAUUGCUGAACAGAGGAAGAGAAUGCAAGACGUCUUGGAGGAGAGGAGAAGAGUGCAAACGAUCAUGCAGCACCGGAUUGAACUCGCCCAGUUGAAAGAACAGGCCAACGAGCCUCUUAGCAGCAUUCUCAAUCCGAAACAACAGGCAAAACCGGCACCACAACCAGUCAAGAAGCCCAAAGCCAGCCGUGAUAAGAGUAGUCCUUCUAAAGCCUCGCCCUCAGACGAAACUCCUGGCCAGUGCGCGACCGGGAAGGCAGAAGAACCGGACCAGACUAAUGACGACAAUGUAUCCGAAGCUAGUCACGAAAGCGACCAGACGCCUCCCGUGGAAGAACCAUCGCCUGCUGAAGCAGACUGGCAACACCAAAAAGAAUUCGAAAAUGCCUCGAACCCAGCUCUCGAUUCCCUCUGUAAAAUGAUUGGUUUGGAGAGCAUAAAGAAAGAGUUUCUCGUCAUAAAGGCUAGGAUUGAUACCUCCCUCCGCCAAGGAACAGAUAUCAAGGAUGAGAGAUUCGGAGCCGCCUUGCUUGGCAACCCGGGAACAGGGAAAACUACCGUGGCUAGACUAUAUGCCAAGUUCCUCUCUUCCGUUGGGGCAAUCCCCGGUGACCACUUCGAAGAAACGACUGGCUCGCGAUUGGCUAAUGAUGGUGUGCAAGGCUGUAAAGCUCUGAUAGAUGAGAUACUCAACAAGGGUGGCGGUGUUUUCUUCCUCGAUGAGGCAUACCAGAUCGUGUCGAGCGGUUCUUUCGGAGGCACUCAGGUACUUGACUUCCUCCUAGCGGAGAUCGAGAAUCUCAGGGGAAAGGUCGUCUUUGUGUUUGCCGGCUAUCGAAAGCAGAUGGAAGCAUUCUUCGCGCAUAAUCCAGGUAUUCCUAGUCGGAUUCCUAUCCAACUAGAUUUCCAAGAUUAUGAAGAUAGAGAGCUUUUGAAGAUUCUCAAUUACCAACUUGAGAAGAAAUUCAACGGUCGCAUGAAUGUUGAGCGCGGAUCCUGGGGACUCUAUAUGCGAAUUCUAACACGUCGUAUUGGUCGCGGUCGUGGAAAAGAAGGGUUCGGCAACGCUCGCGAGGUCGAGAAUGUUCUAUCAAUCGUACUCGGAAGACAGGCCGAUCGUCUUCACCAAGAACGACGAACGGGCAGCGUGCCGGAUGACUUGCUACUCCAGAAGAUCGACAUUAUUGGACCAGAACCAAGCCAGACGUUCUCCAAAAACAAAGACUGGUUGAAGCUUAACAGUAUGAUCGGAUUGGAGUCUGUGAAGCAAGCAGUCAAAGCCCUCGUGAGCCGACUCCAGACAAACUAUGAUCGCGAAUUGAAAGAGCAGCCUUUAGUUGAGUGUUCAUUAAAUAAGGUAUUCGUUGGGAAUCCUGGAACGGGAAAGACGACGGUAGCGAAGCUGUAUGGUGGGAUUCUCAAGGCUUUGGGACUUCUAUCCAAUGGCGAGGUAGUUCUCAAGAACCCAGCGGAUUUCGUCGGCGCCGCGCUUGGACAAUCUGAGAAGAACACCAAAUCCAUCCUUGACUCUACUAAAGGCAAGGUUCUCAUAAUCGAUGAAGCUUACAUGCUUGCGAGUGGAGGAUCGAAUUCUGGAGGUACGGGCGACCCGUAUAAAACAGCUGUCGUCGACACAAUCGUCGCGGAAGUUCAAAGUACAGCGCUUGAAGACCGAUGCGUGUUACUACUGGGUUAUAAGGAACAGAUGGAAGAUAUGUUCCAGAAGGUCAACCCAGGCCUGACGAGGCGGUUCCCUAUUUCGUCUGGGUUUACCUUCGAAGACUAUGACGACAGCGAACUUCGCCAGAUCCUUGACUUGAAGCUCAAGCAACAAGGAUUCAAAGCUGGUGAAACUACGAAGAAGGUUGUCAUCGAAGUACUCCGCCGCGCCCGCAACAAGCCCCACUUCGGCAACGCAGGUGAAGUAGACAUCAUUCUCGAUCAAGCCAAGGAACGGCAACAGAGACGGUUAUCGAAAUUCUCUGGAAAUCGAAACACGGACUUGAUGGAGCCUGAGGAUAUCGACCCCGACUUCAACCGAAGCGAGCACGCAGGCACUAAUAUCCGCAUGCUAUUCAAGGACGUUAUCGGGUGCGAUGACAUCGUAGAACAGUUGGAAGGAUACCAACAGGUUGCCAAAAAUAUGAAAGCCAUGGGCAUGGAUCCCAUUACACAGAUCCCCUUCGGAUUUCUCUUCCGUGGCCCGCCAGGAACCGGAAAGACGACGACAGCUAAGAAGAUGGGCAAGGUUUAUUACGAUAUGGGAUUUCUCUCGGAAGCUACCGUCCUCGAGUGCUCCGCGACCGACAUAAUUGGCCAGUAUGUAGGACACACCGGUCCUAUGGUGCAGAAGAAGUUCGACGAUGCUCUUGGAAGAGUUCUCUUCAUCGACGAGGCGUAUAGGCUUGCAGAAGGUCACUUCGCUAAAGAGGCUAUGGAUGAGAUCGUCGACUGCCUCACCAAGGAGAGGUAUCAGAACAAGCUGGUCGUUAUUCUCGCUGGUUAUGACAAUGACAUCAAUCGAUUGAUGAACCAGAACCCCGGCUUAACAAGUAGAUUCCCAGAGACGGUGGUAUUCUCCAGCCUUCCACCGCGCCACUGCCGCGAACUUCUUUUCCAAUGUCUCCAAAAGAAGAAACUCGACAUCAAAGGCCUUGAAGACUCACCUACCUUAGACAGCAAGCUCUUAGAUUUAUUCGGCACACUUUCGCAGACUCCAUCAUGGGGUAGCGCUCGCGAUGUGCAGACUCUCGCAAAAUCUAUCUUCUCGAAGAUCAUGAAGUCGAAGACACCCGAUCCAAACAGAAUCGUACCCGAGGACCUAGUCGUAGAUGUAAUCAAAGCCAUGAUCAAAGAACGGACAGACCGCGCCACAGCCACCCAGCCCAACUCCAUGCUAAACAUCCCAUUACCAAUGCAACUACAACAAGCCUUCCAAGAACCCCCACCACCUCCCCAGGUAUCAACCGCAAUCGAAACCGCAACAGCCCCUCCAGAAGAAAAACAAGAACAACAACCCGAAAAAGAAAAACCCAGCCCAGAAAACCCCGCCGCCACCAACGCCACCUCAACCCGCGACGCCGGCGUUUCCGACGAGGUAUGGGAGCAACUCCAACGCGACCGUCUCAUCAGCAUCCAGCGACAAAACGCCCUCCUCGAAACCCAGCGCAAAGCCGCCGAACUCGAGCGCAAAGUGCGGGAAGAAGAGGAAGCGCUAAAACGACAACAAGACGAAGCAAAGCGACGGGAGCAAUUACGUAGGUUAGAGAUCCUGCGCAUGCGGCGGGAUGUCGAGGAGAGGAAGAGGAAAGAGAAAGAGGAGGCGGAGAUGCGGGAGAAGCAGGCGCAGGCGAAGUUGAGGGCUUUGGGACGCUGUGUUGUAGGGUUUGAGUGGAUUAAGCAGGCGGGAGGGUAUAGGUGUGCGGGGGGGACGCAUUGGAUGUCGGACGGAGCUUUGGGGCUUUGA